GCAUCAGUUGGUUGAAAUUUAUGCACCCGUUCGGAAUCACAUCUCCCGUUGGUUGGCGGAUUGCUUUCUAGCCACCUGGCUGCCAGGCGGAAGGAAAAUUAACUCUACACCAUUGCCAUUGGCCAUCAUUGGUGGUGCUGCUAUCUUGUUGAAGAGUGAAGGAGGUGAAGAUUUUCCUUCGAUAUACAGGUUUUCUUUUUCUUUUUCCUUCUUUCGACGGUGUGCUAGCAGUCGCCAGGCCAGGUGCGUUACUGGCUUUUGGAUUUUUGUGGUGGGCAUAGCUGGUGAUUAGUGAUUAUGAUGAUUAUCCCAUGGUGAGCUGGACCAGAUUGGAGUGUUCGACUUUUUCGAAUGAGAAUAGAUCUACGAGGAUGUAAUAAAAAGUGAAAAUUCACCUGUUUCCCGUUUGGAUUUUUUCGCUGUGGUGCGGUGACAGAUUGCUGGUGUUGGUGUUGUGCUUUCCCGGGCCCUAUAUAUCUACUGUGCUGAUUGUGGGACGAAUGGAGGAAGUUGUUCCGGAAAAUUGCCACGAAUGAAAGAUUUGUCUUGUGCAAAAGGGCAAGUGUGGUGUGGUGAGCUGGUGAAUAAAUGAUAGCACUUUGUCUCCUCCAGAUCGGAAUUUUCGGAUGCUGAUUGAAUUUGGGAAGUAGUUUCCAUUGGUAAAUCUUUGGGUUUUUUUCGGUCUUUCGUGCCUGGUAUUGAGCAUUGCUGAGUGAGGGUUUGCGGCAACCUGUGUGAAGAAGCAUCAGCAACAGCAGACCAGACAGGCAGGAUUUGUGUGUGGGUGCCAGUGAUAAAGACAUUGGUAUGAAUUUUCCCAAGGAAUAGCCCCUCGUUCUCCGUUUACGAGUGCUGGUGAAUUAUUUACUAGUGGCGCAGAGUGCGUGAGAUUAGAGCAGCUGCUGGGAUACGAGGAAGAAUGUGGCAAUAACAUCUCAAUGAUAACAAUGUGAACAGUGAAUUCUUCUUCUGCUGAUGUGUAGCAAUAUUCUUCUGGGUACCACAUUACAAUCAUCUGACAGCGAGUGCUGAUUUUGAGCAAACACGCCAAGCUUUUAAGUCAGACCGUGCCAUUUUUACUGCUUGUGAGUCAGCAUCGAAAGAAAAAUCAAUCGAAUUCAACGAAACCGAUUGGCAACGGGGGCAACAAAAAAGAAAAAUUGAUAAAAUCGUGCAUAAAUCACUGGAUGAAUUAAAGAUUCGUCUGUCUCCGCGCCGUUCGAAACCAAGGAUGAAACGCUAGGCAAAGAAAGCAACAACAAAAAACUUGCGGCAGUACCGUACUAUUCGAAGAUAGGGUUUUUCUUGUGCGGGUUCGGGUCGUCCACCAGAUGAAUAAUAGCCGACAAAGUAAGAAAAAAUAAAUUCAAAAAUAUAUAUAUUUUCUCGCCGCAUGAGUGAGAGUGAGAAGUAGUGAAAAAUCGAAGAAAAUAUACGAGCAAUCGAAAGCGAAAACCUAGUUGUGAAAAAAUAAAAAAUAAGAAGGACGAAGAAUCACAUAAAAAAGUACCACAAAGUAUGUGUUUUCUAUGCGUUCGGAUCAAAACCAACUCGCAGUGGUAAAGGGCUGAUGUGAUGUCCAAGGGCGGCAAGUUUCAAGGGAAAAGGAAAAAUAGAAGAAAAACAGCAUAAAUCUAUGUUCAAGGAAACGCAGGCUUAAGAGAGUGAAUGAAGAAAAGGGAAAUUAGGAAAAUAUAAUUGUUAUUGAUCGGUGGAGCGCUUCGAGGUUCAACAAAAAGAAAUCUCAUUAAAGAGGUGAAAUACCAAAGUGAAGAAGUGAUUUCAACCGACCAAAUUCCGAAUUCGUUUUGAGGUCGUGCCAAUAGCACAUUUGCGUGAACGCCGAACCUAUAAUUAAUAAUAAUAAUACUAAAGUGUACAAAAGGAAAGCCCGCUCAAUCAAACGAGUCAAGGUGGUAGAAAUACUAAAGUGGCAACAAUUGUGUGUCGUAGUGUUGCUGCUGUUGCCUUCCUCGUGGCGCGGCUCAACUCAAUCGCCGUUCAAGGAAUUUAUGCUCUCGACGAAACGAGAAGAAGUAAGCCAAGCCAAGUAUAAAUCGUCAUCGCCAGGGAAUCCCCAAAAAUCCACCUUCGCCAAAAGCCAGCUAGCAGCUAGCCAGCCGGUGGUGCUUGAGUGCCAGUGAAUUUCCCUCCGUGCCAACGAUAAAAACGUGUGUUCAACAAGAGGCUAAAAAAGACGACAAAAACGAGCAUUUUUCCACACUCUUCCGUUCUUCAGCUCGAAACAAACCAAUUGAGGAAAAAAAUAUCUUCAGUGUGUCUGUGUGAGAAAUUUUCUGCCAGGAGAGCUGGUAUAGUGUUGGUAUAUACGUAUACAAUCAUAUAGAUACAGGCUGCUGGCUUUUGCUACUUCUGCUUCCGAAUACUCCCUCGAGAAGCAGUUUUUCCGAGAGCAACAUCACCAUCAUCGUCAUCCGAUGUUCUUCAAAGAGUGAAGAAGGAAGAAAAAAUAAAAUAAAACACCACGCUGACGCUUAGUGUGAUGAGUGGUGAUAUCGCAGAGGAUAUGAUUUCCACAGUUUGAUCUGACGAAAAAUAUGAGCCCGUGUAUUUCAAGAUCACCCUCGUAAGCCUCCUGCUGGUACUUUACAACGAUUCCGGUGUUUGGUUGAAGAAGACGGAAAUUCUCGAGCAGGAACAGGAACAGGAUCAACUACAGACAGCUGUAGACAGCUGAGAACUUUUUAUCCCAAUCCGUAAUUCUGGCAGCGAAAAGAAGCAACCGGCAACGGAUUCAUAAUCAUCGUUCCUGAGCUCCUCGUUUUGGAAUCGAAAUAGCUUCCGACAGACUUUGGAACCUUACCACCGUGUGCCGGACGAUUUUUUGUUUGAGUGAGGCAGAGAAAAAAAGGCGUGUUUUUUUUUACUUUUCCGAGGGCGUGGAUGUUUUCUAUUUUGUUUUUCCACGGACGUCUGUUUGUGGCUUCUGUGGUUUAGCACAAAAAAAAGUGUAUUGUGUUUCGGGUUCGGUUUCUUGCUUUUCUGCAAAAGGGAGUUGAAACUUGGCAGCCAUCGUUAGGGCUUAUGACGGCUUAAACUGAGAAGAGUUAUGCCCAUGUUAGACCUUUUGACUGCGAGUGUGGCGUAGAGGCUCAUUUUGGGGAGCCAAAAGAGAAAUAAAAAGGAAAUCGCAAAGCCCUACCGAUAGUGUCGAAGCAGGAAAAAUAACCUAAUAUGAGGUCCCGGCGAGGAAAAGCCUCUAGGUAACAAGCUAUUUUGUGUUGUGCGUGUGUUUGUACCCGAAGGACAAGCCUGGUGAGAUCUGUCCGAGAAUUUAAGAUCAAAUGUUUAGGGAUAUUGCGAGAGCUUAGUGAGGCUUGGUCUGUUGGCCACUGAAUGUUGUGUGUUGGUCCAGGACGUGGCAGCAAGAUGGAAAUGAUUAAUCAUCGCUACAGUGACACGAAAAUGUUGAACGUCGCUAGGAAGAAGGAGCGCUAAGCAAAAAAAAAGUGCUUGAGUUUUCUGCAACAUUAACAUCAAAAAGCUUGAUGUUUAAUAGCACCAACGAGAGAAAAAAAAUAUCGUCGUAAUGUUAAUCAGUCCAUAAAGUGCACAAAAGAAGAAAUCGUUAUUAGUGAGAGUGCUUACGCUAGACAGCAGACAUCAGCAAUUGGUCCUUUCUUAGCGGCAGCGAAGCCUAUCCUGGAAGUUCCGGGGAUUUAAAAUAUUGCCGCUCGCAGCAACCCCCUGGAAACGGAUUUGCAUAAGCUAAGGAAAGCUCGCAUCAGAAUGUCGGAAAAUGUAGACUAAGCAGAACUCAGCGGAAUUGGUGCUCCUCGUUAUUCGUCAUUCAUGCGCUUCGUUAAAAAUUAGGCCAAAUCAUUACGAUUAGCAGGCAGCCAAACUGAAGAAGCAGAAUUAAAAAAUAAAAAGCCAAGCUUAACCCAACGCAAAGCUGAGAUUUGUUUUCCUUCUUGUUGGGCCUUGUCGUGUCUUUGCUGACAGAGCGUUUUUUUUCUGCGCUUUUUCAUCUCUUCCAGCAGCCUAUUAUUAUCUUGCACUGAAAAUCCCCGAGCACACACAAAGCACAUACAAUUAAAAAGCGAAGCUGAAAAUAUUUCUACUGACGCGUAAAGCGUUCGUUCCCAGUUGUCGGAAAUAUCCCGGAAAGAAAGACCUCGACGGAUGUCAUAAUUGGAUUUAUUACCCGGUGCGAGAAAAAAAAACACCCCACCUAGGGGACUCAACGGGAGGGUUUGGCUCAAUAGAGUAAAGGUCAUCCCGGACAGGCUAGAACAGGUCCCGCGGCCAUAGUCUCAGCCGGUGGCCCCAACGCGUUCCUGAAGUAGCACACGCAGAGAGUCCUAUUCUCUUGAGGUACCAUUGAAAAAUUCCUCCGAAUAGUAUGGCUUCGGUCGCCGCUUGGUUGCCAUUCGCACGGGCGGCGGCCAUCGGGUGGGUCCCUAUAGCAUCCCACCCACUCCCAGCACCGCCAGUAUUCAAAGACCGCCUACGCUCCGAGGAUGAGAAACUUAUUAUCAACGUUUCUGGCCGACGCUUCGAGACAUGGCGGACGACGGUCGAAAAGUACCCGGACACAUUGCUCGGUUCCAAUGAGCGCGACUUUUUCUACGACGAGGAUAGCAAGGAAUAUUUUUUCGAUCGUGAUCCAGAUAUCUUUAGGCACAUAUUAAACUAUUAUCGCACCGGAAAACUACACUACCCACGACACGAGUGUUUGCUCAGCUACGAUGAGGAACUAGCAUUUUUCGGGAUCAUGCCGGACGUGAUCGGAGACUGCUGUUACGAAGACUACCGGGAUCGAAAGCGCGAAAACGCUGAACGACUGAUGGACGACAAACUGUCGGAGAAUAGUGAUAAUAAUCUACAACAGCUAACCAACAUCAGGCAACGGAUGUGGCGAGCAUUCGAGAAUCCACACACUUCCACUGCCGCCCUCGUGUUCUACUAUGUUACGGGCUUCUUCAUUGCUGUAUCUGUGAUGGCCAACGUCGUCGAGACGGUUCCUUGUGGUCUUCGGCCAGGCCGCGCCGGAACUCUCUCGUGUGGCGAACGGUAUAAAAUUGUAUUCUUCUGCUUGGAUACGGCAUGCGUUAUGAUAUUUACAGCCGAAUAUUUGCUUCGGUUAUUUGCUGCCCCGAAUCGGUGCAAAUUUGUGCGAAGUGUGAUGAGUAUCAUCGAUGUGGUUGCCAUCCUACCGUACUACAUCGGUCUAGGAAUCACCGACAACGACGAUGUGUCCGGUGCUUUCGUAACGCUCAGAGUGUUCCGGGUGUUCCGAAUCUUCAAGUUCUCUCGCCAUUCGCAAGGUCUUCGAAUCCUUGGCUACACGCUCAAAUCGUGCGCCUCCGAGCUGGGUUUCCUGGUGUUUUCGCUGGCGAUGGCCAUCAUCAUCUUCGCCACGGUUAUGUUCUACGCCGAGAAGAACGUACACGGUACGAACUUUACCUCCAUUCCGGCGGCGUUUUGGUAUACAAUUGUCACAAUGACAACGUUAGGUUACGGUGAUAUGGUGCCAGAGACAAUAGCCGGUAAGAUCGUGGGCGGAGUCUGUUCGCUUAGCGGUGUGUUGGUCAUCGCGUUACCUGUACCUGUUAUUGUGUCGAACUUCAGUCGCAUCUACCAUCAGAAUCAGCGGGCGGACAAGCGAAAAGCACAGCGGAAAGCACGUCUCGCACGAAUACGAUUAGCGAAAGCGGGCGCUAGUGCGGCGUUCGCGAGUAAGAAGAAGGCUGCCGAGUCGCGGCUAGCAGCGCAGGAGUCUGGCAUCGAACUGGACGACAACUACAACGAUGAAGACAUCUUCGAGCUACAGCAUCACCAUCUGUUGAGAUGCUUAGAGAAGACUACGGACCGGGAGUUUGUAGAGCUAGAGACUCAGUACAACGGCCAAACGAAGCGGCCCGGAUCGCCGUCCCCGAUGGCCAGUCCCUCCCAUUCGGCCAACACGGCCACUGGGCCAACCGGUCUGCUCCAGUCCUGCUGUGGCCGCUGCUGUUCCCAGCGAUAUCAGCCUGAUCUAUGAUUGGAUUUUCAGAUACAGAACUACACUUCUGCAAACCAAUGAUGUCAGGAGGACGAUAUUCCGCUGCGGGAGCGAAAAAAGUCUUAAUAAAUUCCGGCCGCCAGCUUGAGUCAAUGAAUGUUGUUGUUGUUGUUAUUGAAAAUGACCUGAGGCCGCCUUCGAGCAUCGGAGGAACGUGAGCUAGUAGCAGCAGCAGCAGCAGAAGUAGCAGUGGAACGGCCCCCACUUCUCAGGAUCUUCCAGAAUGUCUAGGCACUUCCGGGGAUUCUUCGGACGGAACCAAUUUCGGCUCCCCAGCCAGCAAUAUCUGUAUCCAGUUUAAAACGAGAGAAAGAAAGAGAGAGAACGAAUGCGUGUGAGUCCUAGGACGGAUGAAUGUGAAACUUGUUGAAUCUAAAAAUCGUGAGUUAAAGUAGUGUGUCUAGUCCAACAAACAAAAAAAAAAACAAGUAAACUGAAGCAAAGAAACAUCAAACAUCCCGUCGCCAUUUUCGUGUUAGUAUAUAUUUGAAGAGAAUGAAAAAAAUAUACCCUAGAUAGAUUUAAUGUCCAUAGUUGAUCCCUGCGCUGUGCAGCAUCGAUCUUCCGGAAAUCUAAAACCAAACACAGGAAAAUUCAUCAUUCAUCCAGACAACCCUCGUCAUUAUCAUCACACAGUCACUUUUUGGGUUGCCGGAGAAAAAAAAGCACCUAAGGAUAGAUUAAAAAUUACCAAUUAUAGAUGUACAGUGUUAUUCUUUCUACAACUCAAAUGACGAAUUGCAAAAACAAAACAAAAGGGUAGUAAACUAGAAGCAAAGUAAUAAAAGAAAGCAAAAAGAGAAUUAUAAAACAACCAAUUUAUAGCGAAAUCAAACCAACAACAAUUCGUAUGAACAAACAACACUAGGGUAGCAAUUAAAUUUAGUUUAGUUAUUGAACGAACCUAGUCAAAAUAACUAAAUCUCAAAACCCAUAACCUAUAUCUGAUUCUGAUGGAUUUAAACCGUUUAACAAAUCAGUCCAAUCCAGCUCACUACGGAUUCGGAAGGGUAAAAGUGAAACAUAGCUUUAACAACAACAAAUGAAUAAAUCGACUACUUACUCUAUUGAUCCAAUACUUACUAAACACACAAAAACGUGAAAUUAUGACCUUUGUUCCAAAAAAAAAAAACAAAAUUAAACUACCAAUCUCUCAUGUAUAUCAUUGAUGAAACGUGUUAAUGUUCUUCUUAACGAAAAAAAACAAAUAUUCUCAAAGAGAGCGCGAAAAAGUCUUGUCCGUUACUUUCUCUCGUCGUGUACACACAUACAGUCACAACUACACACCCUAAAACACAAACACACGCAAAUAAUCACGCAUCAACAAAAAAACAACAACAACAAAACUCUAUUAGACAUAUGUUACGUAGUAAGUGAACUCUCGUAUGCAACAACGGCAUAGACAGAACAAAUCAAAAUCCCAGAAAUUUGAAAGAUGAAGAAAAAAACUAAUAGGAAAUAUCACAUAUCAAGUGGCAAGGGGUGGCUGGUGCGUGUGAAUGUAUUUUUGUGUAGUUUUGAAUUAGCUAACGCCAAGCAUCUCGCGUCAAGCUUAAUUGUUAGCCAUCUGAAUGACAUUUCUCUUAGGACGCCACCUAUUGUCGAACUCUAGCAAUUUGGAGGACAUCAAUGCAUUGCAUUGGUAUGAAGAUUCUCUAACAACAUUUUGAGGUGCCAUCCUUAAAUUCAGUUCAAUAUAACACAACACUGUUUAUGUUCUUUAUAUUUUCGAUAAAAGUGUUUAUAAUGUUCAACAAUCUACAGAUUUUUAAUUUAGGAAUUGUUUAAUCAAAACUUCUCUUUUUUCCUCUUUCUGGAAAUCACGAUAUUUUGUUUUGAUUAUUCAACAUUCUUCUUGAUUCCAAAUUGUAGUAUUAUAUUUGAAUUUUGGUUCCAAAUACUAUUAAUUAACGAUCGUUAAUCUUGAAACAAAUUUUCAUUUAAAAUCGUAUUUCUGCAUACUGAUAUAAGUUCUUGAAUGUUUCUGUUGCUUAAGGGGGGGGUAGGGUCUAACACUUUCAAAAAAUCGAUUUUUUUUAUUUUUUUAUUUUCUUAUUGUAAAACAUUUCAAGAAUGUUGUGUCAAAUUUUCAAGUCAAUUGAAGCAAAACUGUAGAAGUUAUAGGCCUUUAUCUCCUGAAAACUACUUAUCCGAUUCUUUUCAAAUUUGGAACAUAUUUUCUACAUAUAAAAUACCAGACCCCAACGUUUUUCUUUUUCGAUUUUUUUACUUUGGGGAGAUUUUACAGGUGAAAAAUGGCGGAUUUUUAAGCGAAAAAUCGUAGUUUUUACUUCAAACAGUCACAAAAAUUUCAUAAAAAUAUUUUUAAGUUAAAUAAAAACGUUGGGGUCCAGAAAAACAUCUAUUAAAAAUAUUUUGCUCUGAUUUUUUGACUUCAGAUGAUUUUGUGCUGAGAUACAGUGUCCACCGCAAAUCCUGUUUUCUAAAAGGCAUCCUCGAAAGUGCUCCGUCACCGGCUCAUUUUUCAAUAUUUUUCUACGAAAAAAUUACUAAAUGUUCUUUUAACAAUGCUUUGUAUAACGCAAAAAAUUUGAAUACAUUUGUUUGAACGAUAGCUCUAGAAAAAAAUCGUGAAAAUUGUGUUUUUUUAUACCCGUUAGACCCUACCCCCCCCUUAAAGAUAUUAUUUUAAAUCUCGAACCUAGAAACCAUUUCACAUUCUGCUGAGGAUUGGAAACAAUUCAAUCCAUUUUAAAAGCAAGUUAAUGGGUAUUUGUUCUAAUAAGAAAAAAAUGACGUAUGAAAUUAGCUCAAACCAGACAAAGAUUAAAAUUCAAACGCGUUGCUGGCUGAAAUUCAAAAGUUAUUUUGUCAAUUCAUUCUUAAAAUCUCCUACCUUUGAAACGCAUUCGACAAGGUAUGAAAACAUUAUUUGAUUUAAAAAAUGGGUCGAGAAGAUCUUCUGCUGAAAAAUUGUAAUUAAGCCCUCUAAAGCUCUUUUUUUUAGUUUCAUGAUCUCAAAACUUUUGUUCUACGAAUAAUUUUAUCAAUGAAAAAAAAUGUUUGAAUUUAUUACAUAAAUUGCAUAACCACAGGGGCUAAAUAUCUUUCUUACUAUCUUUCUGAUUGUAAUUUUUUCAUACUUCACCCUUUUUUCCUUAAUUGUAACCCAUAUGAGGCUGCCUUCAUAGCUGUAUUUAUUCAAAUGUUUAGUCGAAUUGUUCCACACCUGAGAUAUUUUAUAUUCCAUCUCUUCUACCUUACGAAGAUGGUUGUAACUCUUAAGCCUCACUGCAAAUAAUUUUUAAAGCUGCAAAUCACUUUUUAAAAUUUUCCCUGUCAUUAAGCCUCUCUUAGUAGUAGCUUUUCAAACAUUUCCCAUUAGUAUGGAUUUUAAAAUUAACAAGUUUUGAAACAUUUUGCGCAGAAAGUUUGUUAAACUUAUGAUUGGCUAUGGUUUAAUGCCGAUUUAAGAAUGCCCCGUCUUAAGGAGGAGUUGGGAAUUUGAGGAUUCUUUUCAUUCUCAAAGAAAACAUUUAACAGUUCAAAUAACCAACUCAUGGCAAACACAAUCUGCAAUUUGAGCUCACAACGCGUUUGAUUAUUGCUCUCAUUUUUUUUUCCUAGAUUUAUUCAAACAUAAGAAACCAAGAAAUUAGGCAUCAACAUCUUAGAUCGGAUACAUUCCACGCACCAGAACAUCUUGAUGUAGUUGCACCGAAAAAUCUUGUCGCAACUCUAGUGAAAACUCAGCCAUUAUCGGAUUUCCAUGUGAUUUUAGUUCGCAGUGUGUUUUACACUUUGUUCAACUCUUUAACGUAUUGUAAAAUCUUCCAAACAAAUCUGUGAAUAAAAAAGGAAAGAAAUUAUUAGUGUAAAUUUAUACGAAGCUUUAUCGUUGUUUAAUAACUGAGGAAACUUUUUUAGAAAAGAUGAAAAGCAGAAAGAAAAUAGAGGUUAAACGACAAAUACAAAAAGAUAACAAUAAAUGGAUGUUAUGAUAUUGAGUCAGAUAAGUUAGUAAAGCAACAACUGAAUUUUCUUAUAAGUGUAAAACGAGUUUACAGAAUGAUAGCGUAUUUUAAAUAACCUUACAAGCCGGGAGUGGAAAAACCAGAAAAACAAAUGAUAAAAUGUGAACAAAACAACAGAAUCUAGUUUUAUCAACGUAGUUUAGAGAUGAACUAUUCCAUUAAACGGAAGUCAAAGUCGGGUUCAACCGUCUGCAAAAAACAACUAGGAAACAAUAGCAAAAACAAACAACCACACUGUAAAAGUUCUGCAAUUUACUAGCAUUAUGAAAAUGGAAACGAAUUAUCUAGCGAAACAAAAAAAAAAUCGUAAUGAAAGUGAAACCAAUUUUAAAUACGUUGCAACUUGUUACUAACUUUGAUCUUCAAAGCAAAUAGCGAACCGUAUAAAAGCAAAUGAAAAAAAAGAA
Messenger RNA from Uranotaenia lowii, 10430 nucleotides. RefSeq names its product potassium voltage-gated channel protein Shal (gene Shal). The record is from RefSeq and is a predicted model, not a curated record. Gene Ontology annotation, molecular function: protein binding; A-type (transient outward) potassium channel activity. NCBI's taxonomy places the organism in Eukaryota, Metazoa, Arthropoda, Insecta, Diptera, Culicidae. Gene Ontology annotation, cellular component: membrane; voltage-gated potassium channel complex. The coding region runs from base 4367 to 6007 and encodes 546 amino acids. Gene Ontology annotation, biological process: protein homooligomerization; potassium ion transmembrane transport. The transcript has 10 exons.